Messenger RNA from Seriola aureovittata, 1178 nucleotides. RefSeq lists its product as uncharacterized. NCBI's taxonomy places the organism in Eukaryota, Metazoa, Chordata, Actinopteri, Carangiformes, Carangidae. The record is from RefSeq and is a predicted model, not a curated record. The coding region runs from base 1 to 873 and encodes 290 amino acids. The transcript has 7 exons.
AUGGUGUUCAAUGUUCUGGCAGGCCCGGGAAUAUAUCCAUUUUUGUCGACCACUGGUAAUGUUUCGGAUGAGUUUGUAACCGAGAUCACGCCAGCAGGAUGGACCUUCUCCAUUUGGUCAAUCAUUUACAUCUUUCUGGCUUUAGUGUUGCUCUACCUCUUCUCCGGCAUCUUUCGGAAGAACGUCUAUGGUUACGUCUACUGCAGCCCUGCUGUUUUGCCACACGGAUUUUACGUGGCUUGGUGCUUGAACCUGGGCUUCAACACUGGAUGGUUGUUCCUGUGGGACAGAAUGUUGAUUCCUGCUGCCCUGGCUUUCCUCAUCCUGAUCGCCUUGACUAACUACAUCCUGAUAUUCUUCUCCUGCUUUGGUCUCCAUAACUACGGAGCCUGGCUCAACAAAUACCACCAAGUAGACCUGUGGCUCCACCGUGUCUUGAUUCAAAAUGGAGUCGCCAUCUAUGCAACAUGGACAACCAUCGCAUCCCUCGUGAACCUGGCUGUUGUGCUGAAAUACAAUGCAAACAUGUCCCAGGCGGACGCCGCCACGGUCUCUCUCGCUGUUCUGACUGUACUGUUAUUUGUGUGGUUUAUGCUGGAAAACACUGUCCUCGACAAACACGUGAGGUUCAUUUUCACCAUUUACCCUGUUGUGAUCUGGGCGCUGACGGGGGUAGUCAUGAAAAACACUGCAGCUUCUACUCGCAAUAAUAUCUUCACUGAUGCCCUGUUGGCUGUAGCCUGUUUGUUUUGUGGCGCACGGGUAUUUUUGGUCACCUGGAAGCAAAUCAAACAGCCAUUUUACAAAGACUUCAACCUCGAGGUCCUGUCUCCGAUGGAGGUCGCUGAGAAGCAGAAGAAGAUAUUUAAGUGAUGCUGAGUGAAUAUUUUUUUCUGAUGAACCCUGGUGUUUGGAGCCACUGUCGUCUCUGUAUGAGAUCUACUUCUAAAUGCUUUGUGUAUGUUGUAAUUGAUGACUUUUGUUUUGCGUUGGGUGACACUGCUGAAAUUAAAAGAUGCUGAAGUAUACUCAUCCUGUGCUCUGACAUCCCUGACAGACACAAUUCAUGAUGCACUUCACCGUUAUUUUUCAUACAAAUGUGAAAUCGUUUCUGUUCAUGCAUUAUGAAUUUUCUUUUCGUUUGCCAUCCUGCAAAAAAUAAAUAUUUUGUUCCUCAA